AUGUUGACUCUAGAAACCUCAGAGUCUGCGCCUCCUGGUGAAGUAAGCGAAAAUCCACUCAUCGCGGGUGUCGCUAACGACGGUGUGGUCCUCGUGGGGAUUGGACCUCAAGCACAGCAGUACCAUCUGCACAGCGCGCCGAUCACCCACCCUUCCGAGUAUUUUCACAAGGCUUUCAAUGGAAUAUGGAGAGAGUAG
This is a messenger RNA of Exserohilum turcica Et28A, 198 nucleotides long. RefSeq lists its product as uncharacterized. Lineage: Eukaryota; Fungi; Ascomycota; Dothideomycetes; Pleosporales; Pleosporaceae. The transcript is spliced from 2 exons. The record is from RefSeq and is a predicted model, not a curated record. The coding region runs from base 1 to 198 and encodes 65 amino acids.